This is a messenger RNA of Peniophora sp. CBMAI 1063, 1470 nucleotides long. The record is from the annotation of a GenBank genome assembly. NCBI's taxonomy places the organism in Eukaryota, Fungi, Basidiomycota, Agaricomycetes, Russulales, Peniophoraceae.
AUGCGUCGCUGCGGCCGCAUCCUCACAGUCUUUUCAAUUCUCUGUCUUGCAACUCUCUCGCUCGCUAUCUCCCAGCCACAGCAGGAUGCCGGCCUCCACCGCCGCAGCCUGAUUGAGCGCCACGCUCUCCUCGCUGCCCGCCAAGACAAUGCUGGCGGGAGCACCGGCGGGGACAACAAUGAUGAUGCCGAUGACGGCGCUAACGAUGGCGGAAAUCCACCCAGCGGCUCGGGUACUUCAACCGCUGCGGCCGAUCCGGCGUCUACCUCAACUACGGCGCUUCCGGCAACAAGCUCGACUGCCGUCUCAACCAGCCGUCAAACCUCCUCUUCGGCUGCGCCAACUUCGACGACCGUCGCGUCUUCGUCGACAUCGACCUCGGCGACUUCCUCUAGCACGAGCACGUCGAGCUCCACUUCGUCUUCAUCCACCGCGUCUAAAACCUCGUCUACCACCACCUCUACCACCACUACUUCUACCUCGGCAGCCUCGUCUACCACUAGCACGUCGACCUCGUCAUCCGUCGUCAGCACAACCCAGACCAAGACGACUGCAUCGCAAGUGGCUCAGGGUGGCGUGAAGACCGUGACCUCGACACUGCAAGUCGCGGCGAGUAGCACCAGUACCGAGACCGCUCCUACGGAGUCGGUGGUAGCAGCGGCCGCCGCUAAGGGAGCUAGUUCCAACGGCUUCUUUUCCAACAAAGGAGCCGUCGCUGGUACAUUCACCGCUGUCGGUCUCGUUGUCGUAGCAGCCGUCGGGUUCCUGUUCUAUCGCCGUCGUCAGAAUCAGCGUCGGUAUGAGGACGAUGAGUUCUUCGAGAAAUACCCAACUACCAACGACGCUGCUCCUCAUGCUGGUACGGACUACGACGCGACCACGGAUCCUGAUGCUGGCCACACCACUCAAGUUGCCCCUGCCAAUGCGUACCCGCCUCGUGAUAUCCACUAUGGCAAUGACACGGGAUACGGCGAUUCGUAUAAUGGCGCCACACCACGCCCGCCCAAGGACAACGGCGGGUAUAACCCGCACGCAGCGAAUGAGUAUGGUGACGCGGGCAAUUACUCUUCGUGGCUUGGUCCCCCGCCUCAAGCUGCUGGAUACAGUGGUGGAGAGACAGACUCGCGCCCGAAUACGCAAUUUGCCGGCGUCGGUGCAGGCUUUGCUUCCAAUCACCUCCCUCAGCAAUACCAGUCAGCACACGAGGAUCUUCUCGCCGACGAUGGCCAGGCUGCAUACACCCAAGGACAGUACCAGGGCUACGAUAGUCAACAGGACCCAUACGCAGGACAGCAGCAGUAUCAGGAUCAGACGUACGUUAUGAGCACGGCGACGGCUCACCCUUUCGCUGACCCGGCAAAUGUCACCCGCGGUUAUGGUGCAACGAACGCCGGCGGUCCCAUCAUGGCGCGGACCACCUACGACAGAGAGUCUGGCGACUCCUUCUACGGCACCGGGCAAGCUGCCUGA